This is a messenger RNA of Pecten maximus, 1136 nucleotides long. RefSeq names its product multivesicular body subunit 12B-like. NCBI's taxonomy places the organism in Eukaryota, Metazoa, Mollusca, Bivalvia, Pectinida, Pectinidae. The record is from RefSeq and is a predicted model, not a curated record. Gene Ontology annotation, cellular component: ESCRT I complex; late endosome. Gene Ontology annotation, biological process: regulation of epidermal growth factor receptor signaling pathway; virus maturation; viral budding.
CCUUGAUCAUAAUAAAAAAAAUUGUGGAAUAGGUCUACAGGAAUUUCUUAUUUACGUUUAUUUUCUCUUGUCCAAACAGUACAUUUUUUUCUCAUCAAGUCUACGUGAAGCAUUUUUCUUAGUGGACGGAACAUUUCACAUUCUGCUUUUUAUGAAGGACACAAGAAACAGUGCCUCUAUUGUGCUAUUUUGUUCCAGUACUUGCAAUAAAGAAUAGCUUUGAAGAUGUCAAACAGUGAUUGGCCAAUCACUGCUGUUACUGUGGUGACAGAUCCCUCAAAGUGCCCUGCGGGAUUCACAAUUAUUGACAAAACAUAUGACAAGAGGGAUGAUGCAGACUUGUGGAGGGAUGGGUACUUUGGGAAGCGUAUCUGUCGCUAUAUGUGUGUGGAGAGAUCUGCCCCCUCUGUAGGUAAAGAUGUACUGGUUGAUGUAGCUGUGAUCAAUGAAAGGGAUCCUAUUCCUGCUGGCUUUACCUGUAUAGACUUCACCAGUGACACACGUGAGAAGGCUAUGAAGAAGAAAAUGCUGUGUGUGAGAUACAUGUCCAGCACUCUUACUAAUGAUGCUAUCGCCGAGCUAAUCAUCCUGUCUAAGGGUGUGCGUCGUCCUCCAAACGGUUACAACCUUGUAGGAGAGUUAAACAACUUGGCACUUUGUUUCAAGAUGGCCAGUUUUCGAUCUCCUACAACUGAAUCCCAACAGAACAAUGUAGCUCAGCCCUACUCACCGAACUACCCAACAGAAACUCCCCUCAAUAACAUGGCGAAUAUUGGAACAACUCUACCGUAUGCCAUCAACCCUACAGGGAACCAUGCUAGACCAGGGCUGGACAGGACCAACAGUUUAGCUGGUAUAGGCAGUAAUCACCAAGAAAACCAUGUGCUCCAUGGUUCCCAGCAAGUGGUACAAGGUAUUUAACUUCCAUAGAAUUGCCGACUGUUUCUCUUGCUCAACUCUCUGCAAGCUAUCAAUUCUUAGUCAUGUGAUGGAUCAUUUACUCAUUGAUUGAUUUACAUUGCCUACCGUUACAGAGUUGAUGUUUAUUAUAGCAUUAUUCAAUCAUAUCUUUAUGAUGAUAUUACAUGUAAUAUAUAUAAAAAAAAGUGUAACUUAAAAAAUUGAUGUAUAAUCUC